AUGAUGAAUUCACCAGACCUUCGGAACCCUCCAGAAGUACAAUUUUGCUUUGAUUUGGUUAACAAUUCAUGCCCUAGAAAUGUGAGAUCUGUGCCAAGUGUCUGUGCCAUGUACGUGGUCAUGAUUGGGGCAAUAGUGAUGACCAUGCUGGGCAACAUGGUUGUGAUCAUUUCCAUCACCCACUUCAAGCAGCUCCACUCCCCAACCAACUUCCUGAUCCUCUCCAUGGCCACCACUGAUUUUUUGCUGAGCUGCGUGGUCAUGCCCUUCAGUAUGAUCAGGUCCAUCGAGUCCUGCUGGUACUUUGGAGACAUCUUUUGCAAAAUCCACAGCUGCUGUGACAUCAUGCUCUGCACCACCUCCAUCUUUCACCUCUGCUUCAUCUCAGUUGACCGCUACUAUGCUGUUUGUGACCCUUUGCAUUAUGUCACCAAAAUGACUAUCCCUGUCAUAGAGGUCUUUCUACUUCUCAGUUGGUCCAUUCCCAUCAUUUUUGCCUUUGGCCUGGUAUUCUCAGAAUUAAACAUCAUUGGUGCAGAAGAUUUUGUUGUGGCCAUUGACUGCAUGGGUUUGUGUGUGUUGAUAUUUAACAAGCUCUGGGGGUUGCUGGCCUCCUUUAUAGCAUUCUUUCUGCCUGGGACAGUGAUGGUGGGGAUUUAUAUACACAUUUACGCAGUAGCCAGGAAGCAUGCUAAGCAAAUUGGCAUUGGUCCUAGGAAGAAACUGGCUAGGCCAGAAAGCAAAAUAAAGGCAUCAUCCAAACAUGAAAGCAAGGCCACCAAGACUUUGAGCAUAGUCAUGGGGGUGUUUGUGUUGUGCUGGUUGCCCUUCUUUGUCUUGACAAUCACAGACCCCUUCAUUAAUUUUACAACUCCUGAAGAUUUGUACAAUGUCUUCCUCUGGCUGGGUUAUUUUAAUUCCACUUUUAAUCCCAUUAUAUACGGCAUGUCUUAUCCUUGGUUUCGCAAGGCAUUGUGGAUGAUUGUCACAGGAAUGAUCUUCCACCCUGACUCUUCCACCCUAAGCCUGUUUCCCUCACAUACUUAG
This is a messenger RNA of Cynocephalus volans (Philippine flying lemur), 1047 nucleotides long. RefSeq names its product trace amine-associated receptor 4-like. Gene Ontology annotation, cellular component: membrane. Gene Ontology annotation, molecular function: 2-phenylethylamine receptor activity; trace-amine receptor activity. The transcript has a single exon. The record is from RefSeq and is a predicted model, not a curated record. Gene Ontology annotation, biological process: behavioral fear response; G protein-coupled receptor signaling pathway; chemosensory behavior. The coding region runs from base 1 to 1047 and encodes 348 amino acids. Lineage: Eukaryota; Metazoa; Chordata; Mammalia; Dermoptera; Cynocephalidae.